AUUUCAAGUAAACGUAAAUUGUUAUAGAACACACGUCGACUGUUUUAGUUGAUCUAAAACCAUAUAAUUAUCAUAUUUUUGUAUAGGUAUUAAGUUAUUAUUUUCUUAUUAAUAUAUCAAUCAAUAUAUACCGUUUUUUAAAACAUAAUAGAAAACAGUGCGCAUAUCAAAAAUGAUCCACCAUAUUGAACUAACCGUAUUUUUUUCCGGUUAACUGAUACGCAGAAAAAAUUGUAAAAGAUUACGAAUAAGAUCACACGUUAUAUUGACUAUAAAAACAUCAAACAAUAUAAAAUGAAUAGAUUACUUUAAAACUUUACGUAUUAAUUUUAUAAAUAUUAUUUUCUUCGAUAUAAUUUACAGAAUAUAAUUUCAGUUAGAUAAAAAAAAUUAAAAUUUUCGCGGAAACUUUAUAAAUAUCAUAUAUACCUACAUUAUCAAUAAUAUUUUCUUAUAAGUGAUAUAAUGGAUGAAUUAAUUCGACCUGACCGGCCCAGCCGUUGCACGUGGACUCCAAAUGCUACAAAUACUCCACACACGAUUAGAACGAAAAUACCUGAUCGUAAUAGAAUAUUGCCCGAUAUAUUAACAGCUAUUGGACAGACACCACUAAUAAAAUUAAACAACAUUCCUAAAUCCCAUGGAAUUAAAUGUGACAUUUAUGCAAAAUGUGAGUUCCUUAAUCCUGGUGGAUCUGUAAAAGAUAGAAUCGCAUACAGAAUGAUUCAAGAUGCAGAAGAAAAAAAUUUGCUAAAACCAGGGUAUACCAUUAUUGAACCUACAAGUGGCAAUACAGGAAUUGGAUUAGCAAUGGUUGCUGCAGUUAAAGGUUACAAAUGUAUCAUUGUUAUGCCAGAAAAAAUGUCCAAUGAAAAAGUUUAUAUACUUCGUGCACUUGGUGCUGAAAUCGUUAGAACGCCAACAGAAGCAACUUUGGAUAGUCCAGAAGCACAUUUUAAUGUUGCUUAUAAAUUACAGAAGGAAAUACCGAAUAGCAUUGUUCUUGAUCAGUAUGUUAAUCCUGGAAAUCCAUUGGCUCACUAUGAUCAAACUGCACUUGAAAUUUGGAAGCAGUGUGAUGGAAAAAUAGAUUAUGUAAUACUUGGCGCGGGUACUGGCGGUACUGUUACUGGAAUUGGACGAAAAUUAAAAGAAUUGUCACCAAGCAUACAAAUUAUUGCUGUAGAUCCUAAGGGGAGUAUCUUAGCUCGAUCACCUGAAUUACAAGAUACUGUUGAUUUUUAUGAAGUAGAAGGAAUUGGCUACGACUUUAUACCAACAGUUUUAGAUCAUGAUGUGAUCGAUAAAUGGAUUAAAACUGAAGAUCUUGAAUCAUUCAAUGCUGCUAGAAUGCUUAUACGGGAAGAAGGUUUAUUGUGUGGUGGUAGUAGUGGUGCUGCACUUACAGCUACUCUUAAAAUAGCUAAAGAUCUUCCUGAAGGGAAACGCGUGGUUGUUAUUUUACCUGAUGGAAUACGGAACUAUAUGACUAAAUUUGUAUCUGAUCAUUGGAUGGAAGCUAGAGGAUUUUUAGAAUUUGUUUGCCAAAAUGAAGCAAACAAAUGGUGGUGGAAUGUACCAAUUUCACAUUUAUCUUUUGAUAAAACAGUUAUGUUUAGUGAUAAUAUAACAUGUGAAGAGGCCGUUCGUAUUUUUGAAGAGACGAAACUUCAACAACUGGUUAUUAGUAAUGACAAUAAACAUGUUAUAGGUGUCAUUAUUUUCAAUGUGUUCAUGUCAAACUUAGUAUCUGGUGCAACAAAACUUACAGAAUCCGUAAAAAAAUCAGUGACAAGACAUUAUGUCAAAGUUAAACUAUCGGCAAGUCUUGGACAACUAUCGCGUAUUCUUGAAAGAGAAUUAUACACUGUUAUUUUAGACGAGGAACAAGAUAAUGCAUUUAUUGCUAUUUUAAAUCAAUGCCAUAUAUUAAAUUUUAUUACAAAAGGUAAUAAUACUGUGAAUUCAAAAUAAUGAAACAGUUAUGUGUUAAGUGUUUAAGAAUUAAUAAUACGGUCUUGAUCUAUUCAAAACCAACUACAUACCAGAUGGGCAUUACUGCAGUACUUAACCAAAAUAAAACAACCAGUAAAAAUAAAACUUGUAUUGGUUUCGAACUAAGAUCUCUAAAAAAUUUUUUCUAAAUUUUCAAUAUAAACUGAAAAUAAGGUUGGUCCUUGGUGACUGUCUUAAAAAAACGUUGACCCCGAAUGAGUUAACGUUGUUUUCAUACUUCGUUUUAUACUUCGUAAGAUAUAAUCGUAAAAUUUGUAUAGUUUAUUAUAAGAUAUGAUGUAUGCAUUCUUAUUUGUUUUAUAUAAUUUUUUAAUUACUAAUGAUUUAAGUGGAAUCCAGCGUAAUUACGUUGUGCGCAUACAUAACACAUUACAAGCUAUACACAAAUUUUAAAAGAAGCAUGUAAUACAUGUAAUCAAUUUCGCGUUUAUUAAGUGACACUUGAUAUUACAUUAAAUCACAUGUGGAAUAUGUAUUUACGUAUAUGUACAUGAAGUAAAAUAACCGUGAUCACACUGCACGUUAUGUUUUAAACGAAUUUAUGUAAGAUUAUAGUAAUCAAAUAAAUCAAACAGAUAAAUUUUAUACUUG
This is a messenger RNA of Nomia melanderi (Alkali bee), 2607 nucleotides long. It is a transcript of the gene Cbs, whose product is annotated as cystathionine beta-synthase. Gene Ontology annotation, cellular component: cytoplasm. The record is from RefSeq and is a predicted model, not a curated record. Lineage: Eukaryota; Metazoa; Arthropoda; Insecta; Hymenoptera; Halictidae. Gene Ontology annotation, molecular function: cystathionine beta-synthase activity.